UCAGUAACCGAUCAUGAUCUUAACGUGCUAUCCUUUACGUUGUUAGGUGGAGAGUUGUUCUUAAAAUGUUGCUACAUGUUUAACGUUGGUUUACUCUUUGCCAAUGUAGUCAUGCGCCGUUUUGUAGGGCGCUUUUAUUGCUUGAAAUGUUUAAAUAAAAAAAAGAAUAUGGGCCCACCUAAUGCAGCCCUUAUGUUUGCCAUGAUUGUACGUUUGUAAGGUCUGGCAAAACAUGUCGUUAUUUUACAAUCCCUGUAUGGAUGAUAAGAUGCUAUGAAGCUGGCAAAAGACUAAACGUUUAAAAAUAUGUUUAAGCUUUGAUAAUAUGUCUCACCAUUUGAUCGUGUUCCAGAAACAUAACACCUGUCGGGAACGUAUUAAUUUUGGAACGACCUAAAUACUCCAAUUUACCAAUUAGUUUGAUAAAUCGUAACACAAAAAAAAACAAUAUCCUGCAUUUUCGCACCUAACCUUUCAGCUGUAGUACUGUUGGAAAGAGGAAAAAAAAUAUCCUGUCCUGCACACACGCAUACACUCACAAAUCAAUAUGUUUAAGUGCAGCUUUCUUCUCACUUUUUGCCUUGUUUCCUUCAAAACGUUUUCCUUCACAAAACUGCGCGUUUAGUAUUAAGAAGAUCCAACCCUGCAAGCCCGCCCCAUACAUUGAUCACUCAGGUGUAUGUGUGUGAAAGCUAUGAAAUUUAGAAUCUAAACUCAAAAAAAAAAACCAUACAAACAAAGAAAACUCAAACUAAAUGCAGCAUCUCGCGAUGUUAAACUCGUGAAUAUAAGAAGCAAUAAAUGGAAAACGAUCGUUUUGGUCGGUAGGCGCUACCAGUGUACGGUUUAGCUGCGAUCGUGACUAUAGUGGAACGCAAAAAGGGUAAGAACUAUUGUGCUUUGUAUAACAAACAAAAAAAGAAAAAAGAAAAGAAAUUACCCUACGCGUGCUUCCAAGACGCGAUGAUAAUAAAAACUAGUUGUAGCGAGGAGAAGCUAACAACAAUUUGCCUCUCAUAAGUUGCGCUUGUUUUGCUUCGGUUUAGUAAGCGUGUUUUGUUGCGUUUGAACAAAACGAAUUUGCAACCGAAGAAGGAAGCAAAAAGAUGGCGGCCAUGGCUUUAGGAAAGUGUGGCCUGCAUAACACAAAAGACUGGUUUAACAAAAAAGGAACUAAGAAAUUUAAAAAUGAAUUACAGAACACAAAACAUAACACAUAAAGAUGCAAGAACUAGAAAGAGAAGCGAGCAAGUGUGGCGUACAGCUACUUCGUCAUUGUACGCUUGUGGUUGCGUGUUACGUCAAACAAAGGAAACAUGAUAAAACAAAUGCUACACACAGUUUCUUUCACAUUCGCUUAUCGAAAAUAUCAUUUGAAAUAUCAGACGAUGGAGAACUAAAACGUAUAAAAAGAGUAAAAAAAAUUGUAGCAAAGUUUAUUAUUAGAUGAUUUGGAAAGUUAGUUGCAAAAAAAGCGUUAGAAUCAUUCGGUUUUUUUGGUCUAUAAAAUCUAUACUAAACGAAAGUAGCAAAUUAGCUGCAGCAAACAAAAAAAAACAUCAACACCAUUUGGAAAAAAUAACUAUUAUUGGAUAACAACGAAAUCAUAAUACAGCGUUACCCAAAACGGAAAUGAGCCAAGAGCUCAACAGAUAAGAGUAAGACAAAAAAGGAAAAAUGGGUAAUCGACAGCUUUGGUAGAAGGAGACAAAUUUACGUACAUUGGAGGCAUUUGUGUUUGUUUAUUUUUUUAAAUGCAAUUUAAAAACAGAAGAAGAUUGAGUUGUUUUAUGCCAUGGUUAGUAAUCAUGGGUGUUUAAUACAGGAAGGCCAAAACCAGAAAUGUAAAACUAACAAAUGGUACAAUACACCAGAUACUGGAAAGAUGUAAGAUGCAUUGAUGAGCGAUUUAGGGCAAUCGGUGUUAGGAUUCCCUGCAUAACCCUCCAAGUAAUAAGCAAGCGAAGCAAGUGAAAGUAAAAAAUUGGUAACAAAUAAAAAAAAAACAAGAAAAAAAACAAACAAAAACAACAAAAGAAAGCGAAAGGAAAUGCGAAUGGAAAAGUAUAUAUUUUUAUGAAUUAUGAAACAAAACUCACAAAUAAAUACAUACACCUUUACAUGCAUACACAGUAAAACUAAAGCAAACAAAACAAAAAGUAACAAAAAAAAUGUGAAAAACAAAAGGUGAUCAAUCUACACACAAAAAUAAAACAAAAAAAAAAGAAAAGAAAAGGAAGAAACAAGUAAACAAAGAUACAACAAAACAAACAAAAGCACUAUUUACUUAUGCUAGUAAGGAAAAACAAAAGAUGAUGAAGAAGAAGAAAAUGUGAAUGUCCAAGGAUAAAGGGAAGAAGAACGGGGGUUGCAAGCAGAAUCGAAUUGGAAUUUGUAUUCCCCCACUACUAUAAACCAUCUUUUGCUUGUUGCCAUAAUAGUGACACAGUUUUUUCUUUCCCUUCCUCCUUUCAUCCCUCCCAUUCACAACCCCGGGCAGAAUGAGGAAGAAGCGGGGUAACAACUACCUAACAAUUUUGUUCCCCCAUAUUAAGAGAUACUGUUUUUUGUCUGUUUUGAUUCUUUUUAUAUACAUAUAUACUAUAUAUAUAUACACACAUACUACGUGAACUCUGGACUGAACUAUGAGUGUGUUAUGUGCGAAGCAAAGGUUGGUGGCCAUUUGUUGAGACAGUUUCCAAUUUGUGCGCUAAAACAAUUCCCGUUUUACCUGUACUGUUUUGCUUGUUUUUUUUUUUUUAAUUUUUAUUAAAGAAAACUCUAAUACUAUCAUGUUGAAAGUAGUAGAGACCAUCGUUUACACAAAAACGAAGGAAAACAUAAUUACACCAACACACACAUACACAAACACACAUACAAAUACAAAUGCAAGUGAAAGCAGGAUAAUUCCGUUGCGUACAAAUGUGGCGCAUAAUGUUUCACGAACGGCCAUACCGAGGUGACUCGAAAACACGAUGGACGAAUUUUCCCGUAGCAUUAAGCGACAGGGAAGUAAUCAGAUCCGAUUUGAAAUACGAAACGAAAAUGCAAAGAUACAGAAUGCGAGAAGCGAGCGAAAGAGAAAAUUACGAGAAAAACGAACAGGCAACAUAAGAGGAAUAAAAUGCAACAAAAAAAAUUCUACAAAUAAACGAAAACGAAAACAAAGUCUAUCUUUUAUUCUUUGCUGACAGCAUGUAAGUUGUGUAGUUUGGUGGGACCAAACUCACGUAAAUUAUUACGAGUUGCUAAUCCUGGAUCCUAUCGAUUACUUAUCAAUAGCUGAUGACAUAGGAACAUAGGAACCUUUACGCAAAGUUUUCAGAAAUGUUAUUCAAUCCUCAUGGCGGUUCGUAUAUCCGAGAGUUCAUAUUCUCCUCUCGGAUAUCCGAUCCAACUGAUCGAUCCUUUUUGUCUGCAUGGAAGAACCGUAAACGUGUGAUGUCUAAGUCUUCGCCGUAUGCUACGAACUGGAUGGAUUUCCAUAUGAUUAUUUCUCCAAGUCCCCAAUGGAGUUUCGAGGAUGGAACUAAGACCGGCACAUAAAACUGAACUAAAAAUUCAUCAAUAAAAAAGAUUCCGCUGUUUCGGGCAUUUAAGUCUUUUUCGCGGGUUGUUGGGAGUUCGUAUUUUGUACAUCUUGACUUCAAAUUAUAAUGUACGCUAAUGGCAUCUUUAUCACUAGAUGUUAAUGUUUUAAAACUAAGUUUAAAAUUAUGCGGAGGUAUAAAAAAAUGUCUGCCUAAGUUAACUACGCUUUUUGGGUCGUUCAAAAAUACAUCUUGUGUCGGCUGUUGGAAUAGACGAGUCAUCCUCAGAUGGUUUAAGGGGAAGAGUAGAUCCAUUAAAAGGAUACCUGUUAAAACACUAAAGAUCCCUAUUCUAAACAUAAAAAAAGUAAGCAAAUCCAUGAUUUAUUUGCGUUCAUUGCCAUGCAGACACUAAAACAGGUCAUCGAUCGGUCACAUCUGUACGCAAUCUGGAUCUCAUUGCCAAUUAAUAUCCUUCGGCUAGCACGUACACCAUUAAAGCCUCUCUUUUACAGCUUAAUAACUACUUCUCUUCAUUGCCACACUGGACAACUUUCGCUUAUGACGCCAGUUGUUUGAUCGCAAUUUUUGAACUAACUUCCGUUUCGGUGGCUGGCACAGUUUUCAUUACUUCGGCACCGCAGUGAAACUGCAAAAUUGCACUUUUACCGUAUCUGUGGCCGGUACAACGUGCCCAACAUACGUGCCGGAUCCGUUCUAUUCCACGAGGAUCCGGAUUGUAUCGAUCGGAUUGCCGGGAGAAAUUUUACCCUUUGCGGACGCACGUGCUUGGCAUUAGCGCAUUUGUUUUCGCGCUCACCAUUUUGAGGCCAUCGACCACUGUCGAAUGCUUACGCGUAGGAGAGCCCUUUUACGCAUGCAAAGCAUGCGUGACAUGUUUCGCUUUGUGUGGUACACACGGUGCACAGCCGACAAAAUCCGACCGAUCGAUAGCGCGCUUUCUUAGUUCCGGCGAUGAGCCAGUGUUCGGUGUUCGUUCCGGCUGGCAAGCCGCCACAGUUAUUAAAUGCGGAUGUGUUGGUUGGUUUUGGAUGCAACGUUUUUUUUUUUGGGAGAUAGAUGAAAUUUCUCUUUUCUUUUGUGCAGCAUUCUAGCUACUGAUGCGGGUUUCGGUUAAAUGUCGCGAGGUGGAAACUGUGGCGAGCAGCAUUGUCCUCACGUUACUGUGCGAAUGUGCUCAAACUAAUAAAACACACACUGAUUAUUAAUGAUUGUAUGUAAACAAAAUGAAACGCUGGAAGGGUAGAAAUGGAACGGUAGGGUACAAAAUUAAGCCAUAUUGUUUAGUGACUGAGCGCGAUCACGUUAGCUUAAGGGAAAAUGGGGUGAAAAGCGUUAGGUUUUAUUUUUCUUUGUAAACAUGACUAAAACUUAACCUUAACUUUAUUUUACUGUGAAUUGUUAUAGUAAAGUACAUAAUUUAUCGUAUGAGGUCUUUAGAUGCAAUUACAACUGUAAAAAAUUUUAUCAUUAAUUUUUCCCUGUAUAUUAAGCAUUAUUUAAGUUUUUUCCGUGAGAAAACUAAUUAUUAUUAAACAAAAAUUUGGAUAAAAAAGAUAUGGUUAAGAGAUGUUUAGAAUAAUAAUUUCAAAUGUGUGUCUCGAGUAAGUGGAUUUGGCCCCACGCUCUCCUACGUGUCGCUGCUGUACAGAACAAACGUUUGUUCAAUAUCGACGGAACAAUAGUAGGGCGGGAAGCGUCUGCAUUGUACUGCAGUACGAACGAAACGGAAAAUGUGAACAAGUGCCCAUCUUGGCAAACCCUGCCAUCCCUGUGUCAGGAGCUUUUAUUUUAGUAGUCUUUGAUAUGAACCGGUGGCCGUCAGUUAAUAGAGUGAUUUCGAGCGAUUCAGACGUAUGUGUCACCGUGAGUGAAGUGUGCCAAAGACUUCUUUAGGAGCUUACGAAAGCAACAGUGUUGCUACUGUGUAGUGUGCUUGUUCGGUUGCUGUGACAACGAUUCGGUGUGUUUGAAGAGAUCUUCAUCCAUGAUGUGGAAAAUUACACUGAUCGUGACGCUAACUGUGAUCACCGGAUUUGGAUGGGGUGCCGAAACCGAUGAAGCAAAGAAUGCGAAAGAUUCAUAUUUGGCAGCACUUAAAAAUUCGCACAAAAUUAACGCACUACCGUACAAAGGCACUCCGAUAAGGAUAUCACGCGGUGAUUACAACAUCGUCCCGUCCAGUUCUUAUGAGUACAGUGUUCCUUCGGGAAACUAUGGUCCUCCCACUGCAACCGGUAAUGAACUGUACCAACCUGCACCACACAAAGAGUAUGGUCUACCACCUAAACCCGUGUAUGGCCCACCGAAACCAAUCUAUGGUCCACCAGCACCAUAUCCACCACCACCACCACCGCCCGGUCCGGUCAGCCAUGGCAUGCCGUACUUUAGUCCAGAGAAUUGGCUACUCAGCAAGCUCAAGUUUAAGUUCGAUCUGUUCACCGUCGGCAAGAUUCUGCUCAAGCUGGUCAUCUUUAAGAAGAUUGUAAAGUUUAUCGCACUGCUAUGUUUGCUGUUCUUCCUUCCUACGCUGAAGCCUUCCGGUGGUGGACAUGGCGACGAAAGCAGUGAAGAAGAUCGUCGUCGAUCGUACGAUAUACAAUAUGACUACGAACAACGACUGGGAGAGAUGACCAAGUUUGCUCUAACCGCCCUGGAAGCAUUUACCGUUGAUAACGCAUUGUACUGUCCGGAAGAGAACCUGCUGUCCUGUCGCUUCAAACGCAUGUUUGACGUAAUCGAUGAAUCUUACCCUGUUUCGAGGAUCUACAGCAUUUAUCUUCCUCCUACUACAACGGUUAGCUCAGAGCAGAAUAACUCAUCAGAAGAAAAAGAACACACUGUAAAUAGGAUCGAUAACAAUGUGGGGCAGGAGGAGGAAAAUUAGCUGCCAUUAUGUAUAUGCACACAACAGUUAGUAGACGAACCUUGGGGGUGAAGAGAAGCCUUUGCGUUAAUUAGUGAUUACGAUGAGUUACGUUGAUUAAAGAAUGUUUAUAAUUUAUUAACAGAACAUUGGAAUAGAUGUACUUUUAUUUCCACAAAAAACCAUUCUCUCACCAAAACACGUAUGCAGCCAUUCAAUGUGCGUGAGGGAUAAUGCGCCUCCAUCGCACCACUGAAUUGACCAAAAUUUGACGUAAAUUUUGGGUAAAUGGAAAUCAGAAUUUUCAAAAACUAGGUAAAUCUGCAUGCCCUGCAACUUUUGUUCAUUCGGGUAAAAACAUACCCGAAAACUUCAACACAACUUAUUAGUUCAAUUUCUGUAAAACAAUCACGUAUGCAGCCUAACGGUAUGUAUGAAGCACCAUGCGUCUCCAUCAUUUCAGGUUUCUUUCAUAAAUCAAUUCAAAAUUUGGCAUAAUUAGUUC
Messenger RNA from Anopheles funestus (African malaria mosquito), 6922 nucleotides. RefSeq lists its product as uncharacterized. Lineage: Eukaryota; Metazoa; Arthropoda; Insecta; Diptera; Culicidae. The coding region runs from base 5539 to 6438 and encodes 299 amino acids. The record is from RefSeq and is a predicted model, not a curated record. The transcript has 4 exons.